Messenger RNA from Syngnathus acus (greater pipefish), 1078 nucleotides. RefSeq names its product deoxyribonuclease I (gene dnase1). Gene Ontology annotation, molecular function: DNA nuclease activity. NCBI's taxonomy places the organism in Eukaryota, Metazoa, Chordata, Actinopteri, Syngnathiformes, Syngnathidae. The record is from RefSeq and is a predicted model, not a curated record. Gene Ontology annotation, biological process: DNA catabolic process. Gene Ontology annotation, cellular component: nucleus. Bases 146 to 1000 code for a protein of 284 amino acids. The transcript has 9 exons.
UAUCGUCGCUCCUGGCCAGCACGACCUUGUCACAUGAUGCACCUGCAGUCAAAUAAAGACACACACAAUCAGAAAUUCUGUUCAGAUGUUCCAGUGGCACCUUUGAGGAUUUACGCUACUAGGCCUUCUCAUCAACAAGCUGGCUAUGAGGAUCAGGAUGUAUUUAGUGUACAGUUCGGGUCUCCUUUUGGUCCUGCUGCAUCUAUCUACGUCUUUGCUGUUGGGAGCCUUCAACAUCAAGUCUUUUGGGGACAAGAAAGCUUCCAACACAACCUUGAUGAACAUCAUCCGUGAGAUCGUCCACCGCUAUGACAUCAUUCUGAUCCAGGAAGUCCGAGACAAUGACCUCUCAGCUACCACAAAACUCAUGCAACAUGUCAACAAAGGUUCUCCACCAUUUAGGUACAAGCACAUCGUCAGUGAGCCUUUGGGUCGUAGUUCUUACAAGGAGCGGUAUCUCUUUCUAUACAGGGAGGAAACGGUGUCAGUGGUCAGAAACUACACUUAUGACGAUGGUUGUGAGCCCUGUGGGACCGACACCUUCAUGAGGGAGCCUUUUAUCGUUAUGUUCUCCUCAAAUGACACUGUUGUGAGAAACUUUGCUCUGAUCCCACAACACACGUCACCAGACUUCGCCUUGCAGGAAGUAGAUGAGCUGUACAAUGUGGUGACUGAUGUCCGCAGCAGAUGGAACACCAACGAUAUCAUUCUUCUCGGCGACUUCAAUACAGAUUGCAGCUAUGUCACAGACUCAGAGUGGACGCAGAUCCGAAUUUUUACGGACAAGAGCUUCCAUUGGUUGAUCCCUAAUGAGGCGGACACAACAGUGUCGCACACUGAUUGUGCAUAUGACAGGAUUGUGGUGACUGAUGACAUGAAGACGGGCGUAGUGGACUACAGUGCGGCGGUGUACGACUUCAUGGAGGAUCUGAAUCUGAGCUUCAAUAUGGCAUUGUCUGUCAGUGACCAUUUUCCUGUGGAAGUGAAGCUGCUGGUUUGAUCACAUGACUGAUUGAAGCAUUAUCAAACAUCUGAAAUUUACCAAGCCAGUUCAUAAUAAAAGAUAUCUUGAAGCAGA